CCCUCUUUGCUUCAACAACAAUGUCUAAUUUCACUUACACCUCUGCUUUCAACUUAUCCGACUCCCCUUUUAAUUCCGCCAUUGGUUCUUCUUCUUCAACCUCUGCCUUCGUCGUACCUUCCGAUGAUGAUUCCGAUGACGCUUGUAGCAUCUGUCUCGAGCCUUUCACUCUCCAGGAUCCUUCCACUGUCACCAGUUGCAAACAUGAAUAUCACCUUCAGUGCAUCAUUGAAUGGUCACAGAGAAGCAAAGAGUGUCCUAUUUGCUGGCAAUUGUUUGUUUUGAAAGAUCCUGCUAGCCAAGAACUUUUGUCUGCUGUGGAAAAGGAAAGACUGUUGAAAACCAGGAACAUUUCUUCAUCCUCUCCAAUAACUAUUCAUCACUCUCAAGAGGAUUUUCACUCUGAGGAGGAGGAAUCGCAGUUCAGCAGCUUUGAUGAACAAUUCUUGAGGCAUCUCACUGAAGCUGCACAUAGACGUUGUUUGCUUCGCAGAAGGGAUGGUCAAAUAUCCUCAAGUCUUGUUUCGUCUAGUGAUCCCAGUAUGAUUCAUCCUACUGAUUUGGUCAAUCUUUAUCGUAUCUCUGCUAUUUCCCAUGUUGAACAUCAAAACGGAAACCCUUGUCCAAGUCCUGGCUCAAUGACUGCAUCUCCUGUCUCUGGUCACUCUUCCGUUCCUGCAGAUAGCAACAACGCAUCCAGAAUAUCCCCUGGCCUUUCUCCAUCUCGUUCAUCUCAAAGUCCAAAUCGACCUGAAGCUUCCUCGCUUCCAGAAGCCAUUAAAUCCAAACUAGCUGCUGCUUCCGCAAAGUACAAGGAAUCAAUCUCUAAAAGUAAACAAGGUCUUAAAGAGAAGCUACUUGCUCGUAAUAACUCGGUGAAAGAAUUGAGCAAAGGAAUGCAACGUGAGAUGAAUGCAGGAAUAGCUGGUGUUGCACGAAUGAUCGAACGCUUGGAUUUUUCUUCAAAACGUUUUGGAGGGUCUGGUCAUGUAUCAACCUCCACUGCUACUGCUUCUGGAUUCAAUUUCUCAUUCAAAGGGAAGCGAGUAGAAGCCAAUUCUAAGUCUAGCAACAAUGGAGACAAAACCGAACCCCAAAAGCUGCAGGGAGGAGAAACUUGCUGAGGCAAUCAGAUAAAUGGAGAGAGGCCUUUAAUGCAAGCGAUGUACGUUUCCAUUGAAUCAACUUACCCGUUGGUC
Messenger RNA from Arabidopsis arenosa, 1199 nucleotides. The record is from the annotation of a GenBank genome assembly. Lineage: Eukaryota; Viridiplantae; Streptophyta; Magnoliopsida; Brassicales; Brassicaceae.